Messenger RNA from Punica granatum (pomegranate), 429 nucleotides. The record is from RefSeq and is a predicted model, not a curated record. NCBI's taxonomy places the organism in Eukaryota, Viridiplantae, Streptophyta, Magnoliopsida, Myrtales, Lythraceae.
AUGUCCCCAUACAAGAUUGUUUAUGGUAAAUCAUGUCACCUACCAGUAGAGCUUGAGCACAAAGCAUAUUGGGCCAUAAAAUACCUUAACUUUGAUUUACAAGCUGCAGGUGAAAAGAGAUUGCUCCAAUUGAAUCAGAUGGCUGAGAUGAGAGAGGAAGCAUAUGAAAAUGCUAGGAUAUACAAGGAGCGAGCCAAGCGAUGGCAUGAUAGGAACAUCCUAAAGCGAGAGUUUUUGCCUGGUCAGAAAGUCCUAUUAUACAACUCUCGCUUGAAGUUGUUCCCAGUUGAGCUGAAGUCAGAAGAUGACCGCACUUUUAAAGUAAACGGUCAUCUUCUCAAGCAUUACUUUGAAGGGGAAAAUAUUGAUGGUGAUGCCACUACGGUGGAUCUAGCAAAUUCGGUUGAAGAAUUGGAAAAGUCGAACUAG